Molecule: messenger RNA, 3191 nt
Organism: Pectinophora gossypiella (pink bollworm)
Lineage: Eukaryota; Metazoa; Arthropoda; Insecta; Lepidoptera; Gelechiidae
Exons: 2
Coding region: 333-3191 (952 amino acids)
Biological process (GO): DNA integration
Molecular function (GO): nucleic acid binding
Source: RefSeq, a predicted model, not a curated record
GAGGGCGGCGGGACCAGUCGCACCUGCGCUCGGCGCGGGAGCCGGCGCGGCGAGGAGCGCUGGCGCUAACCGUCGGUACUUUUGCGGAGGAUGCGGGUCCACCGACCAUAAUUAUAACGGUUGUCGGUUCCGGGACUACACCUGUAGUAGGUGCAAGCGCACCGGACAUCUACGGCGAGUGUGUCCCCAGAAUGGGGACAGGGACACCUCGAGGAGUGGUGGCAGCGGCGCCGGUGGUAACAAAUACUCGGCGAUUCAUUACGGGGACGCGAAGGAAGAAUCGUCGGCGGACGAAGGGAUGCAGGAGGAGGAUUUUCAUCAUUUAUGCUUAAAUGACUACAAAGCAGUAUAAAGUAUUGUUCAGCGGCGGUUUGGGGCGGUACACGGGUGGCAAGGCGACCCUGCGCGUACGUGAAGGCGCGACCCCGGUGUUCCACCGUGCGCGGCCGGUGCCGUACGCGCUGCGCGAGCGAAUGGAUAGCGAGCUUGACGCGAUGUUACGUGAGGGAGUCAUCGAGCCCGUCGACCACUCCGACUGGGCGUCGCCCCUCGUGCCGGUAAAUAAAGCUGAUGGAGGGUUGAGAAUCUGUGCUGAUUAUAAAGCUACUAUUAACCCAGUUUUGUUAAUUGAUAGGUAUCCUCUGCCUAAAAUAGAUGAUCUUAUGGUAAACUUAAGCGGGGCACAAUAUUUUUCAAAAAUAGACCUUUCUCAAGCCUAUAACCAGAUAGAGCUAGACGAGACAAAAAUAUAUACCGUUAUAAACACUCACCGGGGUUUAUAUAGGUACAAUAGACUAGUAUACGGGUUAUCGUCUAGCCCGGGGAUAUUCCAACGAAUAAUGUGCAAUCUGUUGAAAGACAUUCCUAAUGUCGAAGUUUUCCUAGACGACGUUAUCAUUGGAGGUAGAACUAAGCAGGAACAUUUGUUGGCAUUAGAAUCAGUUUUUUCUAAAUUAAGUCAAAACGGAUUAAAGUUGAAGAGCGAUAAGUGUGUUUUCUUAGUCAAAGAGGUGGGUUAUUUGGGUUAUAUAAUAAAUAAAGAGGGAAUUAAGACGGACCCGUCAAAAAUUGAAGCUAUUGCGAGCAUACCUACUCCUUCAAAUGUCACAGAAUUAAGGUCGUUUCUGGGAUUAUUAAAUUUCUAUGGAAAAUUUAUUAAAAAUAUGAGUGGAAAAUUGUUUCCAUUAUAUGACCUUCUGAAAAAGGGUAAGGAGUGGGUUUGGUCCAUAGAAUGCGAAAGAGCAUUUGUAGAAAUAAAAAGAAUUUUAUCAAGCGCGGAAGUAUUGGUUCAUUACGAUCCGAAGAAACCGCUCAUCGUCACCUGCGACGCGAGUUCGCGAGGGGCAGGGGGGGUGCUGACUCAGCCCGGCGCGGACGGCUGCGAGCGGCCGGUCGUGUAUGCGUCACGCACGCUUAACGACGCUGAGAAAAAAUAUUCACAAAUACAUAAGGAGGCUCUGGCUAUUAUUUUUUGUAUAAAGAAAUUUCACCAAUAUUUAUACGGCCGCCGAUUUACUUUGAGGACGGAUCAUAAACCGUUAGUAUCGAUAUUUGGUCCAAACACGGGUAUACCGACUAUGAUAGCCAGCCGCAUGCAGCGAUGGGCUAUAAUCUUAUCUGCCUACUCGUUUAAUAUCGAGUACAUUCGCACUGACGAAAAUGGCGCGGACGGCUUGUCGCGAUUGCCUGUCGAGGUACAGUCUUCGGGUGGCGGGGCGGCGGCGGCGCCGACGCUGACACUACCGGAGCAAACUUACCUACAUUACGUACAAGACGCGUUAUUUUUAGAUUAUACUGAAAUUAAGCGUCAGACUACACGGGACCCGAUUCUAGCAAAAGUGUUAAAUUAUAUUCGCGUUGGGUGGCCGGAACAAUGUGAGGUAGUCAAUUUACUACCAUUUUAUAAUAGAAAAAAAGAACUUUAUGAGGAAUUAGGGUGUGUCAUGUGGGGACAUAGAUUAGUGGUACCUGAAAACUGUAAAAACAAAAUUUUGUCCAUGUUACACGAGCCCCAUAUGGGUAUUGUAAAAUCCAAGGCCUUAGCUCGGAGCUAUGUGUGGUGGCCGGGGGUGGACGAGGCGGUGCAGCGUAUGUGUCAGGAGUGCGCGGUGUGCGCGGCGCAGGCCGAUGCGCCCACAAAGCAGGCUCCGUGCAUGUGGCCGUGGCCUAACAGGGCCUGGACGCGAUUACAUUUAGAUUUUAUGGGGCCCAUAGCCGGAAAAACUUAUCUGGUCGUUAUCGACGCCACGUCAAAGUGGAUAGAAAUUUUUAACAUGUCGAGUACUUCAGCGGGUGCACUUAUUGAUCGGUUGUACGAAUUAUUUAGCCGGUGGGGGCUGCCCAAGCAGAUUGUAAGUGAUAAUGGUCCACAAUUUGCGUCGGGGGAAUUAGAAAGUUUUAUUAAAAGUAACGGUAUAGAACACAUAUUCACAGCCCCAUACCAUCCGGCAUCGAACGGACUUGCAGAAAAUGCGGUUCGUACUCUUAAGCGGGUUAUAAAAAAGGCAUUAAUUGAAAAGAAAAAUGUAGACAGGGCGUUAUGGACAUUUUUAAUACAUUAUAGGAAUGUGGAGCAUUCAACAACGGGCGAAAGCCCCGCAAUGCUUCUGUUAGGUAGGCGUAUUAGAACUCGGUUAGAUGCUAUUAAGCCGGACAGGGAAGAACAAGUUCACCGCGCCCAGCAAAGACAGCAACGAGCGGCGGGGGGUGGCAGCAGAGGAAUGGACAGGGAAGAGGAAGUUUGGUAUAGGCAGUAUUUAAAAGGUGAAAAAUGGGUGCCAGGCCGCAUAGUAGAUCGCUUAGGGGCGUCUAAUUAUAAAGUAAUAGGUGAAGCAGGGGAAACGGUGCAUAAACACAUAAACCAGCUACGCAAAAGGUCUGGUAGUAAUCGGCUAUCCAUGGUAUCUACAGUUACAUUAAAAAGUGAACAAUCAAAUACAGAUUCUCAACCAUCCGGUUCGGGUAUCGGCACUGAUUCUCCGGUGGCGAGGCAGUCGGAGGGGUCGCCGGGCCUGGGGACGCCCGGGAGCUCGUCCAGUAGCAUAGUGGAAGAAAUGGGGAAUGCGCAUAGCGAGGAGACUGAUCCUCUAGCUUCUCCAGAGUGGCAUUUUACCUCGCCGACCACGUCACCGCCCCGAACUCGUCCAAUUAGAACGUGCCGUAUUAAAAACAUACCUAAAUAUAAAUUCUAG